AUGGGGGAAAGAGCAAAAAGUCCAAAUGCUGAUCAAGAAAGAAAAGCAGACAAACAACAUAGCUCUAAUUAUUCCUCUGAGUUUGGAACUACAUCCCAGUCUUCUGGUCAGUCAUCGCCAGUUAGUCCUUCUUCACCUACAGUUACUAUGGGAAAAACUUCUAAAAAACAAGCAUCAGAUAACCAAGUAUAUUGCCAAUCCUCUAGGAAACCAAGCCCUAAGGGUCUACCAAACAAAAAAGGAGUCCAAGUGGGAAUUCGUUCCCAAAGCCUCAAUAGAGAACCACUUCGGAAAAAUUCUGAUAUUGUCACAAAACGGGUUCUUUCUGCAAGACUGCUAAAAAUCAAUGAGUUGCAGAAUGAAGUAUCUGAACUUCAGGUCAAGUUAGCUGAGCUGCUAAAAGAAAAUAAAGCUUUGAAAAGGCUUCAGUACAGACAGGAGAAAGCCCUGAAUAAGUUUGAAGAUGCAGAACUUGAAAUCUCACAACUUGUAGUUCGUCAUAACAAUGAAAUUACAGCACUCAAAGAACGCUUAAGAAAAUCUCAAGAGAAGGAACGAGCAACUGAAAAAAGGGUGAAAGAUGCAGAAUGUGAACUAUUUAGGACAAAAUUUUCCUUAGAGAAACUGAGAAAGAUCUCUGAAGCUAGACACCUACCUGAACGAGAUGAUUUGGCAAAGAAACUAGUUUCAGCAGAGUUAAAGUUAGAUGACACUGAGAGAAGAAUUAAGGAAUUAUCGAAAAACCUUGAGCUAAGUACUAACAGUUUUCAACGACAGUUGCUUGCUGAAAGGAAAAGGGCAUAUGAGGCUCAGGAUGAAAACAAAGUUCUUCAAAAGGAGUUACAACGACUGUAUCACAAAUUAAAAGAAAAGGAGAGAGAACUGGACAUAAAAAACAUAUAUUCUAAUCGCCUGCCAAAGUCCUUUCUAAAGAAAGAAAAAGAAAUUACACCAAGGAAGAAUGCUGCAUGCCAGAGUGAUUUUACAGACUUGUGUACAAAAGAAGUACAAACCAUUGAAGAUUGUGAGUUGGAAGAAUUACCUGUAACACCACAAACAAUGAUGAUUUGUGAAAAUAAAUGGGAGGAACCAGAAUGUCUUACUUUGGACUUGGAAUUCCAAGAGCAAGAUAAGCAUGAAGAAGCAGGGAUUCUAAACCCAAUUGUGAACAAAGAAGAAAAAUGCAUUAAAGAUCAAGGACUGCAAAUUGCAAAACAGGAGAUAGAGAAACUAAAGAAUGAGUGGGAAAGAGAAGAACUUAAUGAAAAGCAGAAAGAGGGAGAAGAGGAGCCUGAGUUGGAGACUAGAAGCUACCAAAUGGAAAUGUAUGAACUUCAAAGUAUUGAUAAAUUGGAAGAGGAAGAAGAAGAAAGACUGAAGAGAGAAAUGCUACUUGCUAAACUGAAUGAAAUCAACAGAGAACUUCAAGAUUCUCAGAAUCUAAAAUGUCCUCUUUUGCCAUUAAUACCUGAUUUGGGAUCAAAACUGCAUUCCUCAGAGAAAAUCUCCAAAACAUACAUGUUCUCUGAAUCCUCAGAGAGAUUAUUUAAUGGGCAUCAAUUGCAAGACAUAAGUUUUUUUACUCCAAAAGGAGAGGGUCGGAAUUCAGGAACUAUUAGAAGUCAUAUCUCUCCAAAUGAGAUUGCAUUUGGUAGCUAUGUGCCUUCAUUUGCAAAAACACCAGGGAAGUCAAAUCCAUUUAGCCAAAAAAGUGGCCUUUUGGAUUUAAAAAAAAACAGUAUGGAAGACCUUAGUAAAGACAAUGCAGAUUUCAUUGCAAGAAAAGAAAAAAAAGCCAAUCUGAUGGAACAGCUAUUUGGUACUAGUGGCAGCAGUCCCAUUUCCUCUAAAAGCAGUGACCCAAAUUCUCUGGCUGCCAGCAAAGGAGACUUUGAGUCUCUAAAUUUUCUCCCUGGAGAUAAAAGCAGCAGGGGUAGAGAACAUGAUGAAGAUGAAGACUAUUUCCUUGGUGAAGGAAAAAGUUUUAAUCCAAAUAGACACCGAUUAAAACAUGCAAACAAUAAACCAGCAGUAAAAGCAGUUGAUUCUGUAGAAGAUGAAAUUGAAGAAGUAGCACUGAGAUGACUGA
Molecule: messenger RNA, 2089 nt
Organism: Marmota flaviventris (yellow-bellied marmot)
Lineage: Eukaryota; Metazoa; Chordata; Mammalia; Rodentia; Sciuridae
Gene: Lca5
Product: lebercilin LCA5
Biological process (GO): intraciliary transport
Cellular component (GO): axoneme
Source: RefSeq, a predicted model, not a curated record